Messenger RNA from Lasiodiplodia theobromae, 2979 nucleotides. Its product is annotated as Cellobiose dehydrogenase. The coding region runs from base 1 to 2979 and encodes 992 amino acids. The record is from RefSeq and is a predicted model, not a curated record. NCBI's taxonomy places the organism in Eukaryota, Fungi, Ascomycota, Dothideomycetes, Botryosphaeriales, Botryosphaeriaceae. Gene Ontology annotation, molecular function: oxidoreductase activity, acting on CH-OH group of donors; flavin adenine dinucleotide binding. The transcript has a single exon.
AUGCGUACCACCAUUGCCGCCGCCGCCGCCCUGGCGAGCGUUGCCCGCGCCGCCACCACCACCAGCGCCUACACCGAUGAGACCACCGGCAUCACCUUCCAGCGCUGGCAGGACGCCAGCACCGGCUUCGCCUUCGGUGUCGCUCUCCCCGAGAACCCCGAGGCCACGACCGACAUCAUCGGCCAGAUCGUCUCUCCCGGCGCCGGUUGGGCUGGUGUUUCCAUGACCUCGUCCAUGAUGGCCUCGACGCUGAUUGCUGCUUGGCCCAACGGAGACGACAUCGUCGCCUCUGCCCGCAAGACCAACGCCUACUCCAACCCCGCCGCCAUGGCCGACGUCACCCUCACCACCAUCCCCGAGGGUACUUUCGUCAACUCCACCCACUACUCGUACACUUUCCUGUGUAAGGGUUGCGUUACGGGUGACUCUGGUGCUUUCGAUGUUACCACCACCACGGCCGUUCUGGGCUGGGCUUUCUCCAAGACGGCCCCCACGACCCCCGGCAGCGCCGACAGCGUCCUGAACUACCACGCUGCCGGUUUCGGUGCCUUCGGCAUGCCCAUUGCCGACGCUGAGUCUGCCGAAUUCGAGACCUGGGCCAAGCUCGCCACCGCCACCUCGGGCGGCUCCAGCACCACGACUGGCUCCAACUCGACCACCACCCCUGGCUCUGCUACCACGCCUGUCUCGACCCCGCUGUCGACCCCCACCACCCUCAACGUCACCUACGACUACAUCGUCGUCGGUGGUGGUGCCGCCGGUCUCGUUGCCGCCGGCCGUCUCGCCGAGACCAAGAAGUCGGUUCUCCUGAUCGAGCGCGGUGGCGCCUCGACCAAGUCCAGCGGUGGUACCGACACCCUCGACUGGAACAACACUGUUACUCCCUACGAUGUUCCCGCCUACGGCUACGCCGUUGACCAGACCGGCGAUGUCUCCUACUGCACGGACACUGCCUCGCAGGCUGGCUGCAUUCUCGGUGGUUCUUCUUCGAUCAACGCCGAGAUGUUCGUCAAGCCCCAGGAGGCUGACUUCGAGAACUGGCCCGAAGGAUGGUCGUGGGCCGACGUUGAGUCGUCUGCUCAGGCCUUCUACGAGCGCAACCCCGGUACUACUCUGCCUUCCAAGGAUGGCCGCCGCUACAACCAGGGCGUCUACGAGACUCUGUCCAAGCUCUUCACUGCCAACGGCUGGAGCGAGGUUGACGCCAUCGAGGAGCCCAACAAGAAGGAGAAGGUCUUCUCGCACCCUCCGUGGAACGUCAAGGAUUCUCUCCGUGCUGGUCCGGUCCUGACCUACCUGCCCGCCGCCCAGGAGCUUGACAACUUCAACCUCCAGCUCAACUCCAAGGUUGUCCGCGUCAUCCGCUCCGGCUCUGCCAUCACCGGUGUUGAGGUCCAGACCGACUCGGGCGCCACCCAGAUCAUCAACCUGACCAGCAACGGCAAGGUCGUCCUUGCUGCCGGUGCUCUGUCCACUCCCCGCAUCCUGUUCAACUCUGGUAUCGGCCCGGCUGACCAGCUCGAGAUCGUCGCCAACGCCAACAACGGCAUCGAGCUUGACUCUUCCGACUACAUCGAGCUCCCCGUCGGCAAGGGUCUCAAGGACCACCCCAUUCUCUCCAUGACCGUCAACGUCGCUGGUGGCAACAUGACCGUCUUCGACCCCACCAACCCCUCGGAGAACGACAUUGCUCUCUACAAGCAGGGCUCUGGUCCCCUUGCCGAGGGUAUGCAGCGCCUGAACUUCUGGACCAGCGUCGAGGGCUCCGACGGCAAGACCCGCUACGUCCAGGGUACCACCUCGGUCUCCAGCUCCAACGCCAUCAAGGUCAAGGUCUACCUCACCCACGGUCUCACUUCGACUGGUCGUCUCGGCAUUGAUGCGUCUGGCGCCACCACCCUCAUGACCCAGCCUUGGCUCAACACCGAUGCCGACAAGGAGGCCAUCACCUCUUUCCUGAACGAGUUCUUCGGCUACGUCCAGAAGUCUGGCACCCUCAGCGUCACCUCGACCACCGGCGGCAACGUCACCGCGGCCGACCUGAUCGCCAAGCUCACCACCGGCUCGCACUUCGUCGGUACUGCCAAGAUGGGUACUGACUCUGGUCUCGAGAACGACGGCACCUCGGUCGUCGACACCGACUGCAAGGUCUACGGCACCGACAACCUGUACGUCGUCGACGCCUCGAUCCACCCCGACCUCCCCACCGGCAACACCCAGGCCAUCGUCUACGUCGCCGCCGAGCACGCCGCCAAGAAGAUUGCCGGCCAGACCACCACCAUCUCCACUGGCUCGUCCUCUGGCUCCAGCUCCGGCUCGGCUUCCAGCCAGAGCUCCGCCGUUGCCUCUUCGGCCUCCUCCAACACCGGCUCCUCUUCCGGCUCUGAGUCCUCUGGCUCCGAGUCCUCCGGCUCCGAGUCCGCCGUCGCCGAGUCCGCCACCACCUCGACCACCGUCGCCGCCGCCGCCACCACCCCGGCUCCCGAGUCGGGCUCCGGCUCCGGCUCCGGCUCCGGCGCCUCGACCGUCACCACGACCGUCACCGUCAAGAACACCAAGAUGACGACCGUCUACGUGACCGUCGCCGCUGGCGAGGCCGCCUCCACCCCCGCCGUCGCUGCCGUCGCCAACAACAACGGCAACAACAACGUCGGCGCCGCCAACGUCCAGACCUCGACCUACACCCAGGUCGCGGCCGCCGCUGCCUCUUCCACCUUCGCCACCCAGGUCGUUGCCGCCGAGGCGUCGGUUGCCAGCUCCGCUGAUGCUUCGCCGGCCCUGCCGACGAUCAUUGCUAGCGGCAUCGCCAGCAACUGGACCAACAUCAUCCCCAGCGCUGCCCUGACUCAGGUUAUUCCCCAGCCGACGGGUCUGGCUGGUGCCGACCACGCGCUGCCUGAGGGCACCCGCAUCAAGGAUGUGUUGGAGUGGUUUACGUUUGUGUUUGAGAGCGUUGUUAAGGGUGCGUUGAGGAAGUAA